GUUGGAUCGAGCCUUUGGUAGACCAGUCAGAUCUCCAGAAGUCACAGUCCUGUGCGACAGCUCUGAUGAUGAACAAGAUUUCAGGGCUAAGAAAACAGACGAGUCGAGUCAAAUAAUGCCUGACAGUGGCAGUGUGCGUACAGAAGAUGCUUUAAUUGCAAGCAGAUCGUAUGAAUCUGGUAAACAUAAGGAGGGGAAAAGCUCAUCAUAUAAUUUUGACGGCAAAGCUCAGGAAACUUUGGCCGACACCCACCUUGACCUGGAUAGGAAAAUGUCCCGUUUCCCAGGCAACUACGGGCCAGUUAUUGAACUGCAGGUCUUGGAAGGGAGUUUAUAUGUGGCCUACUCCAGUUUUGGUGUUCAGAUCUUUAGCCUGCUUGACACCAGCUCUGUAAGUUGACAUGUUUUCACAUUUUGUCCAAUAAUUGUUUUGUUUUUGUUAUUGCAAAUAUUCAAUUGUUCAAAAACAAGGCUACAGUCUUGACCAAAAAAUGUUAACUUGAUAUAAUAAAAAUCCCUAAUAAAGCUCUAACCUUAUUGGUUUUUCAUAGCUAAAUAAUCUUAAUUUCUGUUAGGAGUAAUAAAAUUCUGUUUGACCAGUACGAUAAAAUUAUUUUGUGGAAAAGUGUGUCAAAGGGUUUAUAUUUAGAUGUGCCUGUUAGUAGGUCAGUGGUGUCAAGUCAGGGAAGUGUGUUACAUUGCCUGUUCUCACAAAACAAGUAGUCUUUGUUGGUCAUAGUUUGAAUGUUAUUCUGGCCAUAUGAAUUUUGGGUACUGUCUGAGCAAUGUCUGGCUACUGUCUGGGCAAUGUCUGGCUACUGUCUGGGCAAUGUCUGGUACUGUCUGGGCAAUGUCUGCGUUCUGUCUAGGCAAUGUCUGGCUACUGUGGCUAGCUGACCUGCAGUACCAGUUACUGUUUGUUUAUAUAUAUUUUUAUUUGUUUAUCCCAUCAGCUGACCAAAAUGAUAUUUUAAGAACAGUUUUAAGUGAUUUUAAAAUACGACAAAUGCCUUUCAGGAAGCCAUGGCUCGUUAUUCAUCCAGCUGUCUGCAUUGUAUGACUGUGGCCAAGCUGAAAGGUUGUACAACUCUUGUGACAGGUCUGGGAGGGAAGCUUUCAUUCUGUGAUACAGUAAGUUACAACACAAAUAGCAGGUUUACAUUAGUGAUACACUUCAAAAAUCAGAGAAUAAAAGGGUUUUUAUGACAUCAGGGGAGAAGGUUGACUGAAGUCGUGUUAGAUUACAUUAGGAGUGAAGGUUGACUGAAGUCGUGUUAGAUUACAUUAGGAGCGAAGGUUGACUGAAGAGGUCUUGACGUUCUGGGAGAUCACCUGUGUCUCCUACCCCAAAUAAUUGAUAUCCUGGGAGAUCACCCACAUCUCCUACCCUAAAUAAUAGAUGUCCUGAAUAUUCUGGGAGAUCACCCACAUCUCCUACCCUAAAUAAUGGAUGUCCUGGAUAUCCUGGGAGAUCACCCACAUCUCCUACACUAAAUAAUGGAUGUCUUGGGUGUUCUGGGAGAUCAAUCAUGUCUCCUACCUCCAACGUCAUCUCUUCCUCAUGAUUGCCCUCAACAAAAAACAAAAAUACAUGACAUUUAAAGCAUUUUAAACACCUGAUAAAUCCAGAGGGUUUGAUGAAGCCAUUAUUGGAGAGUUCUAAAUAUCAACCACACAAUAUUUGUUCCUGAUUACUCAAAGAGUCCUAGGAGUGUCAAAUAAGCACAAAAAAAAAAAAAAAAAAAAAAAAAGCAAAAAAUAACAAAAGAAGCUUUUUAAUUGAAAUCUGAAUAACUUUCUUUCCCAAAUAAAAUCUUAUAAGCAUUUGAACAAGUUUUAACAUCUUGGAUAUACAAGACAGAGGAGAAUCAGUGAUAAGUCAGCUCAGGAUCUUGAAAUUAUAUAGACUGAAAGGAGUCAUAAACUAAGUUAUAUUAAAUAAAGAAUAAUUCAAGGUACAAAGUUUGAGUCAAAAGUAAGCUUAAUGAAGUUUCUUUCCAAAUUCAUUGCCAAUAAAAAGUUUCAAAAUAUCAUAUAAUAUUUGAUCUACACUUCUUUUACUAUACCUGUUUUUACAGCAAAAACAGCCAAGGGAACUUGAUCAAGUCAGCUUUGACAUGGGCACACCUGUUAAAUGUCUGCUGAUGCUGGAACAUAUUAUUUAUGUAGGUCUGGCAACUGGAGAGAUCAGUGUGUUUGAUACAAAGGUAAUGUGGUGGAAGCAAUCUAAAGGCAUCCUUCUAAGACAUUGACUCAAUCUUUUUUUAUCUUAUGACACAUUCAAACUAUUUGCCAAAUACCUGGAACAUUUGUUAAUGGAAGUAUACACAAAAAUAACGGCUUUUUCUGUGCGCUGCAGCCUCCAUAGGCUGUAGUGAUUAAAUAGAUUAUGUCCCAUCUUUGUGGCCAUCAUUUCUUUGUAAAACUUUCCUCCCCAAUCUACUAUAUUUUUAGUUCUUUUUAUUAAAAUCUUAUGGUACACCUGUGAACCUUUGAUGACAAACUAGUGUGCCGCUACACAACUGAUCAAAACCCCUGUAGAAAAUGACAUGAACUUCUGCCCUGAAGGCAAAGAAUGCUCAAAAGUUGAUGUACAAAUAAAUAUCCCUUAUUCAAAAUAUUUAUACAUGUAUAUUAAAAAAAAAUGUUUAGAUGUUUUAUUUACACUCUUACUUUAGAAAAUGACAGACUGAUCUUUUUAUCUGUUGUGACCAUCCCAACCACAGAAAAAUGACAGAGACUGAUUGUUUUAUCUGUUGUGACCAUCCCAACCACAGAAAAAUGACAGAGACUGAUCGUUUUAUCUGUUGUGACCAUCCCAUCCACAGAAAAUGACAGAGACUGAUCGUUUUAUCUGUUGUGACCAUCCCAUCCACUGCCUGGCACCAGCACAAGAGGGCUCAUCAAAACUGCUGUGUGUUUCUUCUCAAGACGGAACCAUUCUCAUUGUCAAUGCUCACACUUCUCUGCCAUUGAGGAUCCUCACAGGACACACAAAGACAUCAUUUUCCUUGCAGGUUCGUUGACGCUUAAUACCACAGACAGAGAUUCAAGUUAGCUUACAGUCAGCAUUUGACCCAAUCUGAGUACAUGGAAAAUGGGAUGUCUGUAUUGUUUCUAUGGCUAGGUUGAUGUUUAUGUCUGUAUUGUUUCUAUGGCUAGGUUGAUGGUUAUGUCUGUAUUGUUUCUUUGGCUAGGUUGAUGGUUAUGUCUAUAUUGUUUCUAUGGCUAGGUUGAUGUUUAUGUCUGUAUUGUUUCUAUGGCUAGGUUGAUGUUUAUGUCUAUAUUGUUUCUAUGGCUAGGUUGAUGUUUAUGUCUAUAUUGUUUCUAUGGCUAGGUUGAUGUUUAUGUCUGUAUUGUUUCUAUGGCUAGGUUGAUGUUUAUGUCUAUAUUGUUUCUAUGGCUAGGUUGAUGUUUAUGUCUAUAUUGUUUCUAUGGCUAGGUUGAUAUUUAUGUCUAUAUUGUUUCUAUGGCUAGGUUGAUAUUUAUGUCUAUAUUGUUUCUAUGGCUAGGUUGAUAUUUAUGUCUAUAUUGUUUCUCCUGCUAGGUUGAUGGUCCCUUUGUGUACAGUGGAUCAGGUGACAGUUGUGUCAUCAUUCAUAAUUUACAUGUAAGUCAAAUAAUAACUCAACACAAGUCCAUAAAAUCUGAAUCAGUCUUGUUAAAAUUACUUAUCAAUGCUGUAGUGAAUGAUUAUUUAUCUGAGUAAGAUUUGAUUUUUAUUGUGUUAAAUCAGGGAAUUUGUCAGAAAACUUUUAAAUUAUUAUUAAAAAUUAUGAUUAUUUAAAAAAAAAAAAUAUUCUGAAAAGUGGUAGCACAAGGCUAGAUGGUUCUUCUAGUGGUAGCACAAGGCUAGAUAGUUCUUCUAGUGGUAGCACAAGGCUAGAUGGUUCUUCUAGUGGUAGCACAAGGCUAGAUAGUUCUUCUAGUGGUAGCACAUGGCUAGAUGGUUCUUCUAGUGGUAGCACAUGGCUAGAUAGUUCUUCUAGUGGUAGCACAAGGCUAGAUGGUUCUUCUAGUGGUAGCACAAGGCUAGAUAGUUCUUCUAGUGGUAGCACAUGGCUAGAUGGUUCUUCUAGUGGUAGCACAAGGCUAGAUGGUUCUUCUAGUGGUAGCACAAAGCUAGAUGGUUCUUCUAGUGGUAGCACAUGGCUAGAUAGUUCUUCUAGUGGUAGCACAAGGCUAGAUGGUUCUUCUAGUGGUAGCACAAGGCUAGAUGGUUCUUCUAGUGGUAGCACAUGGCUAGAUAGUUCUUCUAGUGGUAGCACAAGGCUAGAUGGUUCUUCUAGUGGUAGCACAAGGCUAGAUGGUUCUUCUAGUGGUAGCACAAGGCUAGAUGUUUCUUCUAGUGGUAGCACAUGGCUAGAUAGUUCUUCUAGUGGUAGCACAAGGCUAGAUGGUUCUUCUAGUGGUAGCACAUGGCUAGAUGGUUCUUCUAGGGGUAGCACAAGGCUAGAUGGUUCUUCUAGUGGUAGCACAUGGCUAGAUAGUUCUUCUAGUGGUAGCACAUGGCUAGAUGGUUCUUCUAGUGGUAGCACAUGGCUAGAUGGUUCUUCUAGUGGUAGCACAUGGCUAGAUGGUUCCUCAAUCCUAAAACCUUAAAAGUCUGAAAGAAAAAAAAACUUUUGGCCCAAAUUCCAUGUUUCUCUUUCCGAGUCUUUUCUGACAGUGAUAUUAAACUGGAAGAGAUUCGUGACAUGAUUACAUCAGUUACUCCUCGUUGUAAUAAGUUAUGUAUGGCAUCUUUCCGUCUGCGGGAGACGAUAGAUUAUCUUUAUUGCUUGCAGCUCUUGGUGUGGGUGGUGAGACCAAUCCUCGAAUGCCAGUCUCUGUUACAUUUCCCACACACGAAUGCGGUGGAGCAGCAUUUACCGGCCUUCCUCCUCGCUCUUUAAUAAGUUAUAUGAUACACAAAUUCUUAAUGGUAGGAUGAAAAGUCACUGAUUUCAUGAUGCGUUAAUUCGUUUAUUCUGGAGAUCCAUACUUCUGAACUGAAAUACCUUUGUGUUUAAAUCUUUACAUAUAUGAACAUAUUUUUGUAUUUAGACGGGUGUGGUAGAACAUUCCAUCCAUGACAACCAAGGGCUGGUCAAGACUGUGUGUUAUAACAAUGGUUUUCUCUUCACUGGUGGCAUGGACAGGCUGGUCAGAUGCUACGAUACAAAGGUCAGUAGGUCAUUGCCAAAUCAGGCAACACUAGGAAAUUUAUGAAUAUGAACUUCUAUCACAGUUUGUUUGUUUAUUCCAGAUCUUUAAAUAGCAUGGCUCAGUAUUUUAGUUGUGGAUUGCAAUUUAUUGCCUAAUGUUGCAUUGCAGUUAUUCUUAAAAUCUAUGAUAUAGAAACAUAGUGAAAAAGUUUCUCUUCAGGUAGCAAUACUUUAAAAGCAAAAAGGUUUCUUUUAAGGUAACAAUACUUUAUAAGCAAAUAGUUUCUCUUUAGGUAGCAAUACUUUAUAAGCAAGUUAUUCUAGUCUUUAAAUAGUAUUGCAUUUUGUUAUUAAAUUAUUGGAUCUCUUAGCCAAAUUUCUGCUAUUUCUUCGUAGACUCGAAAGCUUGUUCAGGUUUAUUAUGGAGCAGAGCGGGGAGUCAUCACUAAGAUCUUUGUUUACAACAACAUGGUACGUUUCUAGAAACAAGACAUUAUUUAUUACUCAGUGAUUUCGUGCAUUUAACUUUCACUGACUUACUUGUCAAAAUUAAAUACACCCUUAGAAUGACACAGAUGUGUGAUACACCCUUGGAAUGUCACAGAUGUGUGAUACACCCUUAGAAUGACACAUAUUUGUGAUACACCCUUAGAAUGACACAGAUGUGUGAUACACCCUUAGAAUGACACAGAAGUGUGAUACACCCUUAGAAUUACACAGAUGUGUGAUACACCCUUAGAAUGACACAGAAGUGUGAUACAUCCUUAGAAUUACAAAGAUGUGUGAUACACCCUUAGAAUGACACAUAUGUGUGAUACACCCUUAGAAUGACACAGAUGUGUGAUACACCCUUAGAAUUACACAGAUGCGUGAUACACCCUUAGAAUGACACAGAUGUGUGAUACAUCCUUAGAAUGACACAGAUGUGUGAUACACCCUUAGAAUGACACAGAUGUGUGAUACACCCUUAGAAUGACACAGAUGUGUGAUACACCCUUAGAAUGACACAGAUGUGUGAUACACCCUUAGAAUUACACAGAUGUGUGAUACACCCUUAGAAUUACACAGAUGUGUGAUACACCCUUAGAAUGACACAGAUGUGUGAUACACCCUUAGAAUGACACAGAUGUGUGAUACACCCUUAGAAUUACAAAGAUGUGUGAUACAUCCUUAGAAUGACACAGAUGUGUGAUACACCCUUAGAAUGACACAGAUGUGUGAUACACCCUUAGAAUUACACAGAUGUGUGAUACACCCUUAGAAUGACACAGAUGUGUGAUACAUCCUUAGAAUGACACAAAUGUGUGAUACACCCUUAGAAUGACGCAGAUGUGUGAUACACCCUUAGAAUGACGCAGAUGUGUGAUACACCCUUAGAAUUACACAGAUGUGUGAUACACCCUUAGAAUUACACAGAUGUGUGAUACACCCUUAGAAUGACACAGAUGUGUGAUACACCCUUAGAAUUACACAGAUGUGUGAUACACCCUUAGAAUGACACAGAUGUGUGAUACACCCUUAGAAUUACACAGGUGUGUGAUACACCCUUAGAAUUACACAGAUGUGUGAUACAUCCUUAGAAUGACACAGAAGUGUGAUACACCCUUAGAAUGACACAGAAGUGUGAUACACCCUUAGAAUGACACAGAUGUGUGAUACACCCUUAGAAUUACACAGAAGUGUGAUACACCCUUAGAAUGACACAGAAGUGUGAUACACCCUUAGAAUUACACAGAUGUGUUAUACACUCUUAGAAUGACACAGAUGUGUGAUACACCCUUAGAAUGACACAGAAGUGUGAUACACCCUUAGAAUUACACAGAAGUGUGAUACACCCUUAGAAUGACACAGAAGUGUGAUACACCCUUAGAAUUACAAAGAUGUGUGAUACAUCCUUAGAAUGACACAGAUGUGUGAUACACCCUUAGAAUUACACAGAUGUGUGAUACACCCUUAGAAUUACACAGCUGUGUGAUACACCCUUAGAAUGACACAGAUGUGUGAUACACCCUUAGAAUGACACAGAUGUGUGAUACACCCUUAGAAUGACACAGAUGUGUGAUACACCCUUAGAAUUACACAGAUGUGUGAUACACCCUUAGAAUUACACAGAUGUGUGAUACACCCUUAGAAUGACACAGAUGUGUGAUACACCCUUAGAAUUACACAGAUGUGUGAUACACCCUUAGAAUUACACAGGUGUGUGAUACACCCUUAGAAUUACACAGAUGUGUGAUACAUCCUUAGAAUGACACAGAUGUGUGAUACACCCUUAGAAUUACACAGAUGUGUGAUACACCCUUAGAAUUACACAGAUGUGUGAUACACCCUUAGAAUGACACAGAUGUGUGAUACAUCCUUAGAAUGACACAAAUGUGUGAUACACCCUUAGAAUGACGCAGAUGUGUGAUACACCCUUAGAAUGACGCAGAUGUGUGAUACACCCUUAGAAUUACACAGAUGUGUGAUACACCCUUAGAAUUACACAGAUGUGUGAUACACCCUUAGAAUGACACAGAUGUGUGAUACACCCUUAGAAUGACACAGAUGUGUGAUACACCCUUAGAAUGACACAGAUGUGUGAUACACCCUUAGAAUGACACAGAUGUGUGAUACACCCUUAGAAUGACACAGAUGUGUGAUACACCCUUAGAAUGACACAGAUGUGUGAUACACCCUUAGAAUGACACAGAUGUGUGAUACACCCUUAGAAUGACACAGAUGUGUGAUACACCCUUAGAAUGACACAGAUGUGUGAUACACCCUUAGAAUGACACAGAUGUGUGAUACACCCUUAGAAUGACACAGAUGUGUGAUACACCCUUAGAAUGACACAGAUGUGUGAUACACCCUUAGAAUGACACAGAUGUGUGAUACACCCUUAGAAUGACACAGAUGUGUGAUACACCCUUAGAAUGACACAGAUGUGUGAUACACCCUUAGAAUGACACAGAUGUGUGAUACACCCUUAGAAUGACACAGAUGUGUGAUACACCCUUAGAAUGACACAGAUGUGUGAUACACCCUUAGAAUGACACAGAUGUGUGAUACACCCUUAGAAUGACACAGAUGUGUGAUACACCCUUAGAAUGACACAGAUGUGUGAUACACCCUUAGAAUGACACAGAUGUGUGAUACACCCUUAGAAUGACACAGAUGUGUGAUACACCCUUAGAAUGACACAGAUGUGUGAUACACCCUUAGAAUGACACAGAUGUGUGAUACACCCUUAGAAUGACACAGAUGUGUGAUACACCCUUAGAAUGACACAGAUGUGUGAUACACCCUUAGAAUUACACAGAUGUGUGAUACACCCUUAGAAUGACACAGAUGUGUGAUACACCCUUAGAAUGACACAGAUGUGUGAUACACCCUUAGAAUGACACAGAUGUGUGAUACACCCUUAGAAUGACACAGAAGUGUGAUACACCCUUAGAAUUACACAGAUGUGUGAUACACCCUUAGAAUGACACAGAAGUGUGAUACAUCCUUAGAAUUACAAAGAUGUGUGAUACACCCUUAGAAUGACACAUAUGUGUGAUACACCCUUAGAAUGACACAGAUGUGUGAUACACCCUUAGAAUUACACAGAUGCGUGAUACACCCUUAGAAUGACACAGAUGUGUGAUACAUCCUUAGAAUGACACAGAUGUGUGAUACACCCUUAGAAUGACACAGAUGUGUGAUACACCCUUAGAAUGACACAGAUGUGUGAUACACCCUUAGAAUGACACAGAUUGCUUUUAAUAAUGUUUAUAAUCAUUUAUUUUAAUUUCUUUAAAAACAAUAAUAAAUCUUACAAAAAUUUAAAUUAACAAAAAUGUGUACAUUCUGUCAAUCACUCCCAAUGAAAUAUCUUGUUAUUGUUAUUUAUAACCAGUUAAUCACAGGCAACAUUACUGGAGCUGUUGAUUGUGUGGAACUGGAUGUGAAGGCCAAACACAGAUGCCAUGUGAGUUGUGUUUAUGUGAUUGACUUGGGCAAUUGUGCCAAAGUAGAUAUAGGCACACUCUAAUUUAUUAGUAAACAUAAUGAGAUUGAUGACACAAUGCAGUUAAUAAAUAGGAGCACUGAUAAAUCAAUCAAUUGUAUUUUACAUGAGUAAAAUUAGUUUAUAAAUUAAACUUAAGAUAAGACCUUGAGUAGCAUAAUGUGAACAAGUUAAUAUUAUAACAGUAGUUCCUGCUUCCAAGAUUUGUCAGCCAUUUUUAACACAACCCUGGUCUGAACAUUUAUUUAAUGCUUAUCUAUUUACAGAAAGGCUGCAAGCUCAAGUUUGGCAAUAGGUCACAUCUCUUUUGGCACUUGCUAGAGGACCACAACAUCACCACCAUGACCUGAGACCAACGAUAGGUCACAUCUCUUUUGGCACUUGUUAGAGGACCACAUCACCACCAUGACCUGAGACCAACAAUAGGUCACAUCUCUUUUGGCACUUGUUAGAGGACCACAACA
This is a messenger RNA of Lymnaea stagnalis (great pond snail), 9602 nucleotides long. NCBI's taxonomy places the organism in Eukaryota, Metazoa, Mollusca, Gastropoda, Lymnaeidae. The record is from the annotation of a GenBank genome assembly.